Molecule: messenger RNA, 8494 nt
Organism: Pseudoliparis swirei
Lineage: Eukaryota; Metazoa; Chordata; Actinopteri; Perciformes; Liparidae
Gene: plxnb2b
Product: plexin b2b
Exons: 38
Coding region: 689-6256 (1855 amino acids)
Biological process (GO): positive regulation of axonogenesis; regulation of cell shape; regulation of cell migration
Cellular component (GO): semaphorin receptor complex
Molecular function (GO): protein binding; semaphorin receptor activity
Source: RefSeq, a predicted model, not a curated record
CUCCCUCCCUUCCACUCCUCUUUUUUUCCUCCGCUCCUCUCUCCGUGCAACCUCCCGGUUUGACAGUCGAAGUCGAAACGCGCGAGCGGAUCCCACAGGUGUGUUGUUGCUAAAUGAGCCGCGGGCUCUUGGAGACACGCACGCGCGUGCACAGACGAGCGCACCUGGAGAUUACCAUGUGACUCGGCACCUGGGCGUGGAGAAAGUCCCUGAUAUUCUACCCGGAGAGUCUUUUGUUGAGGAGUUGCCUGGAUCGCCUUUCAACGGGAAUUGACAAACCGCGUCAUUCCAAGUAGCGUUAGUACGUGUUUUCUACGGAAUAGUGCCUUUCUCAACCCCCCACCCACCUACCUCCUCACGGGACGUGUGAGGAGAGUAACAUGUAAACUUGAUUCCGGACUGUUUUUUUUCCUUCCUACUAUUUCUCCAGAGGGCUCUUCAUAUAUCUGGACUUUUUCUCGCCUGUGCAACUCUCUCUCUCCGCUGGUUUUCCUCCAAGAGCCCGGGCCCUUAAUGAAGCUGGGGGUCAGCAGCAGUGUGCGGCUAAUUGGCCAAGUUUGCCCGGGGCUCCGGCUGCCUGUGAUUGAAGUGUCCAGCGAGGGCCCACUGUGCAGCCGCCGCUGCACCCUGCUCUGUUCCACUCCAACAGCCAAGACGCUCACUGCACCCCUGCCUGCCUCUCCCUAAGAUGGCAAGCUGGGUCUCCCUCCUCCUCUUUCUCUUCUGCCAGCCAGUCUCACAAGCCCAGGAGGAAAGCAGCACCAUCCUGGAGUACAUCUCCAAGACCUCCAUCGACAAUGUGGUCCAGGACCCCCAAACCGGACUAAUCUACCUGGGGGCGGUCAACGCCAUCUACCAGCUGGGGCCGUCGCUCCAGUGGCAAGCUCAGUUUGAGACGGGCCCCAAGGAGGACGCCCGGACCUGUACGCCUCCUUCCUCCACCUGCCAGGACACGAAGCCCAUGCCCAACCUCAACAAGCUUCUGCUGGUCCAUCCGUCCAACGGGUCGCUCAUCGUCUGCGGCAGCCGCUACCGAGGAAUCUGCUCCCUCCUCAACCUGACCAACGUGGCCGAGCAGCUGUAUUACAGUGACAAUAAAGGAGAGAGGACUUACGUGGCGAGCAUAGAGGACAAGGUGAACGUGGUGGGCGUCAUGUCCACCUACUUGAGAGAGAAUCGCUCCUUCAGCGUGUUUCUCGUCGGGAAGGGCUACGGAAGCCUGGACAGUACAAAACUCAUCAGCACGCGAAUCCUUCAGGACUUCCGCGAUUGGGUGGUGUUCGAGAGCAUCAUCGAGGCGUCCACGGUGCAGACGACGCCGUUUGCUCCCAAGUACCUGCAUGACUUCCGCCACGCCUUCAAAGAGGACGGUUUUGUUUAUUUCCUCUUUUCGCGGACGCUCGACGGUUUGGAUAAUAAAAACCUCACCUUUGUGUCUCGUCUUUGCGAAGAUGACCACCAUUACUACUCCCACACGGAGCUCCAGUUGAACUGCGGCCAAAACCAAAAUAACAAAUACAACAAAGUUCAAGCCGCGUACGUGGCUUCUCCGGGAAAAGAGCUUGCGCGACUCAUGACCGAAUCGGGUAUUUAUGGGAAGGUCGUCUCAUGGAGCAAAGUUCUCUUCGUGGUGGCGAGUCCCGACGACGACGUCAACGAAUCGGCUCUCUGCAUGUACCCACUCGAUUUCAUCAACGAGCGUCUGGUGGACCUCAGCAGCGCCUGCUACAGCGACUCGGGGAAAAUCUCCGGGUUUCCCGCUGUGGACAUCGCCUACUCAUCUAAAACUGAAUGCACAUCAACAAUUCCUAAGGACAUGUUGGAGAAGUACAAGUGUGGUGCAGACUUCCUGCCUUCCCCUCUGGCCAGCGUCCCGAGAUUUGCCUUAAAGGCAGAGGCGGUUUGGACCCAUGUUGACUUGCUGACUGCCGUGGCCGUUGCUGUGGAGAACGAUCACACCAUCGCCUUCUUGGGGAACACCCAGGGGGAGGUCCAUAAGGUACACCUGCUCGAGAUGGGACACUGGUACAGUCAGGCUCCUGGCAAGACCAUGGGAGAGAAGGUCAACAAGAACCUUUUCUUUGAUCUCAGUCAAAGCAACCUCUACAUUACCACAGGAAAAAAGAUCACCAAGGUGCCGGUGCAGACGUGCCUCCAAAAGAAGGACUGCCAAUCAUGUGUGGAACUGAGGGACCCUUACUGUGGCUGGUGUGUCCUGGAGGGCAGGUGUACCAGGAGGUCUGAGUGCCGACGGGCGGAGGAGAAGAAUGGCUGGCUGUGGAGCCCCAGGCAGCAGUGUGUCAAGAUCGUCUCCUUCUAUCCCCCAAACCUUUCUUGUAAAAAGACUCAGAAGGUGAAGAUCAACAUCCCCUCCCUUCCUGCGAUUGGGCUUUCUGACCGUUUGCUCUGCUCCAUUAAGUCGUUCAAAAGUGAAGGCACCAUGUCUGACUCUGGUCAGGUCUCCUGCAAUCUACCCGACCCUUCACUUAUACCACCCACACCUGAGGACCAAGACUUUGUGGCCGUGGCCAUCAGGCUUUUUGUCAACGAGAGCGUGGAGCUGGCGACGCGGGAGUUCAAGUUCUACAACUGUGCCGCCACAGUGAGGAAAUCUCUAAACACACCGUGCAUGUCAUGCGUGGCCAGUUCGUGGGACUGCCAGUGGAACACACAGGACCACACCUGCAGCGACAUGGACGAAAGUGAAAAGGGUCCCAAAAUCAUCAAGCACCGUCAGGGAGCGAGAUGUCCUCAGUUUGAGAAUCCGGAUCCUGUGCUGAUCCCCGUGGGCUACAAGACUCGCAUCAGCUUCGAGGGGAUCAAUUUGGACAUCUACGAGGGUCGUGUUUUCACAAUCGGAACUGAACUGAUGAGAAAUACGGAAGAGGAGGUGAAGUUCGAGGAUAGCCCGUUCUACACUUUCAGCGGCUUCAAUUUUUCUUACGACAAGUCACCGGAGACCAAUGUUCUCUUCUACGUGAAGGACAAAGAGUCGGGCAAGAAGAUUGACAGCACGCUGAACGUCACCCUGUACAAUUGCUCCAUGGGGAGGGAGGAUUGUAGUCUCUGUAAGAAUGCAGAUCCAAUGUACAGGUGUGUGUGGUGCGCCAAGCAGAGGGCGUGUGUGUACGAAAAGCUGUGCAAUCCUGCCCAACAAGGGGUCGAGGAUGCUCACAACACCGAGUGCCCCGACCCCCAGAUCACUGAUAUCAUCCCUCGUUUUGGCCCCAUGCGGGGAGGGAUCUCCAUCACCAUCCGGGGCUCCAACCUCGGCAUCCACAAGGAAGACAUUCAAAGCAUCAGCGUGGUCGGGGAGCCUUGUAACCACCAGAAGGAGAAAUACUCUGUUUCCACAAGCGUGGUGUGUGAGAUCGGCCCUGUUGACCCUAAAAAUGAUAACUGGGGCCAGGUGGAGGUGGAGGUGAAGGGAGGAAAGAGAGGAACCUCUACCAUUUACUUCACCUACAGGAACCCGAUCCCAGAGGUGGUGAAACCCUCCAAAGGUCCGAAAGAUGGGGGCACCCUCAUUACCAUUUCUGGACGAUUUCUGGACACUGGCAGUAAGGAAGAUGUUCAGGUUACCGUUGGAGAAGUGGACUGCACUGUGGAGCACUUCGGAGCAGAGAUCACCUGCAGAACAGGAGAAUACCGAACAGAUAAGCUGCCCACUGACCCUCUCACCGUCACACUGAGGUAUGGAAAGAGUACCACAACAACCAUCCCAAGUGCCUUCCAAUUCUUGGAAAAUCCCAUCGUGCUGGACCACCAGCCCAAAGCGAGCUUCAUCUGUGGAGGGAGGAACAUUGUGGUGACCGGCUCUGGCUUUAACCUGAUCCAGACUGCAGUUCUGAAGGUCCAAGGAGACAAUUCAAUAGCCUUCGAGAACGCCCACGAGAAGAACGACACGGUCAUCCAGUUUCGGUCUCCAGCAGUAAACAACUCCCUGAACCAGCCUUUUAAAACCUUCAUCCAGCUUGACAACUGGAAGAAGGACCUAAAGCCCUUCGAAUACUACCCUAACCCCACCUUCAAAAACCUGACCAAGAAGGUCAUCACUGAGGGCGGCAUCAUCAUCGUCACUGGUCAGGGAUUCUCCAAAGCUAUGACGGCCAGAGAGGCUCAGGGGUUUGUGGGCGACGUUUCCUGUCUGGUCAACACCCUUCAGGAUGAAAAGCUGUUUCUGGACCCCCCUGCCACCACACCCAGGGCUCGCUCCAGACGGCACCGCAGAGACACUCGGCCCGAGCUGCUGGACUUAAUGAUCAAGUUUGGGAGAGGGGAGUGGGUGGUCGGCUCGGUGCAAUACGAGAAGAAGAAUGAUUUGUCGCUCUACAUCAUCGUCCCUGCUGUCAUUGUGCCCAUGCUGCUCAUCAUCGCUAUCUCCGUCUACUGCUACAGGAGAAAGAGUCAGCAGGCAGAGAGGGAGUACGAGAAGGUGAAACAUCAGCUUGAGAAUCUGGAGGAGAGCGUACGGGACCGCUGCAAGAAAGAAUUCACAGACUUGAUGAUUGAGAUGGAGGACCACACCAACGAACUGAGCGAGGGACGAAUCCCCUUCCUGGACUACAAAACCUACAUCGAGCGCGUCUUCUUCCUGCCCUCUAAGGACGGCGCCAAUGAUGUGAUGAUCACAGGAAAGCUCGACAUCCCAGAGGCGAGACGGGCCAUCGUGACUCAGGCGCUCAACCAGUUCUCCAACCUCCUGAACUCAAAGACCUUCCUCAUUCAUUUUAUCCGCACCCUGGAGCGCAGUCCGGACUUCAACGCCAGGGCCAAGGUGUACUUCGCAUCCCUGCUGACGGUGGCCUUGCACGGGAAGCUGGAAUACUACACCGACAUUAUGAGAACACUGCUGCUGGAGCUGAUAGAGGAAUACGUCCACAGCAAGAACCCUAAACUCAUGUUGCGCAGGUCAGAGACGGUGGUGGAAAGGAUGCUUUGUAACUGGAUGUCGAUCUGCCUUUACCAGUUUUUAAAGGACUCUGCAGGAGAACCCUUGUACAAACUGUUCCGAGCCAUCAAGCACCAGAUUGAGAAAGGGCCCGUGGACGUCAGAGUGAAGAAAGCCAAGUACACCCUUAACGACACGAGCCUGUUGGUCGACGAUGUAGAAUACUCUGUCCUGAGCCUGGAAGUGCUGGUGCAGGGCGAGGGUCCGGAUGUGACGCCCGUCAAGGCGCUGACCUGUGACACCAUCUCGCAGGUGAAAGACAAGAUCAUAGAGCAGGUCUACAGGAACCUGCCGUACUCCCAGCGGCCCAAGGUCGACAAUGUCACACUGGAGUGGCGCCCGGGCUCGACGGGUCAGAUUUUGUCCGAUCUGGACUUGACUUCCCAGAAGGAGGGCAGGUGGAAACGCAUCAACACUCUGGCGCACUACAACGUGCGAGAUAAUGCCACAUUAGUCUUGUCCAAAGUGUUCACCGUUCAGCAGAACUAUGACCAGAACCAGGAGAACCAUGAAGAGCGAAAUGCUCUGCUGGAAGAUGACAAGGUGUUUCACUUGGUGAGGCCGGCGGAAGAACUGGAUGAGAUCAAAUCUAAACGAGGAAGCAUAAAGGACAAGUCGAUGACCAAAGCCAUUACAGAGAUCUAUUUAACCCGACUCCUUUCUGUCAAGGGAACACUGCAGCAGUUUGUAGAUGACUUCUUCCGCAGUGUGCUGUGCUCUGGGACAGUGGUGCCACCGGCUAUCAAAUAUUUCUUUGACUUCCUGGAUGAGCAGGCGCUGAAACACAACAAUGUGGACGAGGAGACUAUCCAUAUCUGGAAGACUAACAGCCUUCCUCUGCGGUUCUGGGUGAACAUCCUCAAGAACCCGCACUUCACCUUCGACGUCCACGUGUCUGAAGUGGUGGACGCCUCGCUCUCCGUCAUCGCCCAGACCUUCAUGGACGCCUGUACCAAGAGCGAGCACAAACUCAGCCGGGACUCUCCAAGUAACAAACUACUCUAUGCAAAGGAGAUCUCCACUUACAAGAAGAUGGUGGAUGAUUACUACAAGGGCAUCAGGCAGAUGGUUCCUGUCAGUGAUCAGGACAUGAACACUCAUCUGGCGGAGGUGUCACGGUCUCACACAGACAAACUGAACACACAAGUGGCUCUCCAUCAGCUUUACCAGUACGCCAGCAAAUACUAUGAUGGGAUCAUCGCAUCCCUAGAGGAGGACCCAGCUGCCCAGAGUAAACAGCUGACCCUGCGGCUCCAGCAGAUAGCAGCCGCCCUGGAAAACAAAGAUGCCUACUGUCAGCCGUGAAGGCGAAGGGACGACGCCUGCUUUCCGUCAUUUAAAGCCCCCGUACCCAAUGACAUGCGGGAGCCUGCGCUCUCACCGAGCUGUUCGACUGAGACCAAAGCGUCCUCGGCAGGACGCCGGUUAAUCGAGCAAUGUACAGGCUCCUGUGAUUGAUAGGACAACAGUAGUUUCAGAAAUGUUUGAGUGAAAUUAUUUUGACUCAAUUUGCUUCGAGCUGGAUUGCCAUUUGUGCUUGUGGAAAUCGAUAAUAGCACAGUCUGUCUCCCUUUAUUGUACAGUGCCAUGAUACAUUCCACUUCAACGAAAGCACACGAGGACAUUUCAAAAGGGGUUUUAAGACAUUUCAGUUCAUAUUUUUUUUCCUGUGCUGUAAAAGUGAUUUUCUUUUUCUUUUUCUUUUUUUCCUCCAAAGUGUCAGCUAGAAGCAACUUUUUUUCUGCCAUGGAACAAUAUUAGCCCUGCAAUAAUGUCAGAAUACCAUGAGCCACAAUCGACACUCACAUUAGCUUACUAUGUGUAUUCACAUCCGGUAGCAAUUCAGCAAUAUGUUAGAGAAAUUUCCAAAUAGAUUCAUUUAUUGUUCGCGUUCAUGAUUUUCAGUGCCAUCUUUUUGAAUUGCUCUUGUAAUGUUCCAAAUAGUCAUCUAGCAUCGGGCCACGAAAGCUAUGAAAUAGACUUUUGCUGAUUACCUGCCAGAGAUGCAAUUGGUACUUGGUAUGUUUUGAACAGAUGACAGUGAUUCUGGCCUUGGUGUGAUGUUCAGGAGAUCAGAUCCAAUCAUGUACAUAAUUGUUAGAGUAAUUGAGUUGUUGAUAUGUCAGUGUCAGUUGCCGAGGUGUUGACAGGGUAGGAAUGAGGGUUUGAUAUUUCUUGGGCCAUUGAACGCCACCAUGCUUCAUCACAUAACUGUGGGGUUUUUUGCCGUUGACGGAUGAUUUAAUCGUUCUCCCCGUAUCUGAUCGUGGAUGUGUGUGUAGUUGACGGAGCGGAACGAGCUCCAGAGACCCCAGAAUGUUAACUAUUCCUUGCCUUGGCGAGAGCGAGGUUUGCACAGACCUCGAGCCGGCCCGUCUGCCUGCCAUCUCAGCGUGGCACCCUGGCAUCCAGACCAACAGCACUUGGCACUGCCCACUCAGCGCAGUGCAGAGUGGCACUCUGUAUAAUGGAAUCAGCAGGGGAGGCUUUCGAUCUUAAUUGCAUACCGACCGCAGACUCCAUCCUCGUCUCCGUUGUUGUUUCCUGCUGACUCCGCCCUCACUGACAGAGUUGAUGCAAGAAGCUUCUUUCAGAGCCUUUCUUUAACCAAAAAUGUGCCUUAUUGAGUGGGAUGAUACAUAUAUAUUGUUUCUAAAUUAUUCUAUUGGUAACCUAGGUGAUUAUGAUGACGAUAGUGCUAUAGACACAGCAAUGUAUUUGGACUUGUGAUAUUAUGUGUGCUGUCUAAAUUUGCUAGAUGCCCGACUGCAGCCACGUACGUGCCAAUAGGCUGAAGACAUUUCAGUAUGAUUUCUUUUAUGGUUGCAGUUUCGAUGUUUGCUUUUCCUUUGGGUGUCUGUGGCGUGUGCUUAGUAGGACUUUGGUGGCUAGAGGGCAAAAGGCCAACAUGAAUACAUGUAGAACAGUGUGGCCAAUGUGAUUUGGGUUUCCCUUGAAAAUGUCUGGCAUUCCUAAAUUAGUCUGAAAUCAAAAGGGUGUCCUUAUGUAGAUUGAAUAUAGCGCAAAAUUGUUCCAGCGGUGUUCAUUUCUUUGCCCUGUGUUUCUAAGCUGUUCCACGGUGUGUACGAUAAAUGACUAUCUGUACUCGUCAAAUUACCUUUCUUACUGCUGUGCAGUUAUUAUUUUUAUUUCUCGUUUCCUAGAGCAUAUAAAUCUUUGUAAAACAUGUUGAAAUACUGUAUCUUAACUGUAUAAUCCUAUGCAUUGAGUCCUGGGACAAAAAAAAACAAAAGAGGAAAAAAAAACUGUUUGUGCAGUUGUCGAGACUAUUUACCAUUUUGAAACUUGUGAAUGUGCUGUAACGAUAAAAAGAAACUGGGACACUCCAAUUUUCAAUGCAGGACCAUGAACGGGAGCCAACUUUUCAUCCGAGGCAGCUCAGAAGAUUCUCCAUCUUGCACCUGAUCUGCUUGUACGGGAUGAACUUAAAUUUGACAAAGGUUGUUUGUGGACGGAGCGGUUACCCACAGAUUUCAUCAUACACUCCUCCGUGAAUAAACUCAGAGACAUAUACGCCCUUCA